AUGGCUGCUUUAGAAAGUAGAUCAAGCGCUUCAGAUUGCAGACGUAUUUUGAUUGCUCUGUAUCGAUGUAGCGAUCCCGCUGCAUCGGCCCAUUCAGGACGCCGUUCUUACGUUCAUCGGAUGCAUCGUUUUUCUGCAUCGUCGAUGCUGUGCUUGAAACAAAAAGCUAUGACCACGAGUCGCAUUUAG
Molecule: messenger RNA, 189 nt
Organism: Plasmopara halstedii
Lineage: Eukaryota; Oomycota; Peronosporomycetes; Peronosporales; Peronosporaceae
Exons: 2
Coding region: 1-189 (62 amino acids)
Source: RefSeq, a predicted model, not a curated record